CAGAUGCAGGAAGAGUGGUGUUGAGAGACAGAGGGAGAGGUUAUGUCUUCCUCAGCCUUCCUUCAAUAAUUCAGCAGAUGUAUAAAUAUGAAGCAGGAUGCGGAUCUCAGAAUAGAUGGCAGGAGAGGAGCAGAGGGUGGCGGAAAAGACACAAAAAGGGGAGAUGAAGGAGGCGAUGGGCUUUGAUUUAAUAGCUGACCAGUGUUGUAGAAAUGACUGAUUGUCGCUUCGUCGACUUAACUCCGAGGAGCUUUGGAAAAAGGCUUAACAAUGUAGUCACUGUUAAUACCACAGCGCCAUAUCUGCACCUCCAUCCGUGUCUAGUCCUCCUGCCGCGAUCUAAUUAUUAACGGUGGGAUAAAUCCACAAGCUUAUCAUAAACCCAAAGCCGCCUCGUAAGAUUCAUUGUGAUAUUUUACUGUUGUGGGCCCAGACCUGUUCCAUCCUGGGAAGGAGGGAAAAGAUACAUGCGUGAGAGAGGCACUGUUACGCACGGUGCGUCUCCAUCAUGACGUCGUGAAUUAGCUCAAGAUUGUAAGAGUGGGGGGGAGAGGAGAGGAAAAAAGGAGGGGAGUGUGGUGAAUCGGUGUUUCGUCGUUUAUGGGGGAUGCGUUUGUAUAUAGUGCAUGUAUAUUUUUUUGUAUGGAUUUUUUGUCAUUUCUUACCUUUGCCAUGCGUAACUGCAAUACAUGGAAAAAGCCCGAGUGAUUUUGUUGUUGUAACAUCCUGUUUACGAACGGAGCAGCUUGCACAUUUAUAGCCAUAUUAAUAUAGCCAUAAAAAAUCGCUGUAAAGAUGCAUAUUUUUACCAAAUAAUCCGACACUGGGCUUUCCCUGGCGGAUCCACCCCGGAGGACGUACUGUUAUCUUGACUGAGCGCAUCGAAACUAAUAAUCCAGAGAUGGCACGACUAUUGUUUCUGAUUAUUCUCUAUGCUCUUCCAUCUCUCGUUGUGCCCAUACAUAAUUCAUCGACUGGAGGCUGCGCUAUCAUCCGGCCUCCCAGGGAUGGGGGGAUCCGCUACAGAGGCCUGACACAAGAACAGAUCCGCAGUGUGCAGAUCCUCCCUGUGGAUUAUGAGAUAGAGUACAUCUGCAGAGGAAACCGGGUGAUCGUGGGACCCAAGGUCAGGAAGUGCUUACCCAAUGGCACAUGGACGGACAUGACUCUGCACAGCAGAUGUUUGCUGCUGUGCCCGCGGGUGUGGACCUCCCUAGAGAAUGGCCGGGUGACGGUGAAGCCUCCUGGGCCGCCAGUGGAAGGGACAGUGCUCCAUUACAGCUGCCACGCCGGCUUCAUCCUGGAGGGCAGAAACAUCAGCCAUUGCACUAAACUGGGCAAGUGGGAUGCGCCUAAACCCACCUGCCUCUAUGACAGAAACUACACAGGCAAGAAGAAGCUGUACAUCGGAGCGCUGUUCCCCAUGAGCGGAGGCUGGCCCGGCGGUCAGGCGUGCAUGCCCUCCGCUCAGAUGGCCCUGGACCUGGUGAACAACAGGAGCGACAUCCUGCCCGACUACGAGUUGGAGCUCAUCCACUACGACAGCAUGUGUGACCCAGGAGAAGCCACCAAGUUGCUGUACGACCUUCUGUACACCGAGCCCAUCAAGAUCGUCCUGAUGCCUGGCUGCAGCGGUGUCUCCACGUUGGUGGCCGAAGCUGCUCGCAUGUGGAACCUCAUAGUGCUGUCCUACGGUUCCAGCUCGCCAGCCCUGUCCAACCGCCAGCGCUUCCCAACCUUUUUCCGCACGCAUCCAUCGGCCACCCUUCACAACCCCACCAGGGUGCAGCUCUUCCAGAAGUGGAAGUGGACACGCAUUGCCACCAUCCAGCAGACCACCGAAGUCUUCACCUCAACUCUAGACGAUCUGGAGCAAAGGACGAAGGAGGCAGGCAUCGAGAUCAGCGUUCGCCAGAGUUUCCUCACCGACCCGGCUGUCGCUGUCAAGAACCUCAAGCGCCAAGAUGCAAGGAUCAUUGUGGGGCUCUUUUAUGAGACCGAAGCCAGAAAGGUGUUUUGUGAGGUGUUCAAGGAGAAGCUCUACGGGAAGAAGUAUGUGUGGUUCCUCAUAGGCUGGUAUGCUGACAACUGGUUCAAGAUCAAAGACCCUGCUAUCAACUGUACGGUGGAGAACAUGACGGAGGCCGUGGAGGGACAUGUGACCACGGAGAUCGUUAUGCUGAAUCCUGAGACGGUCCGCGGCUUCUCCAACAUGACAUCGCAGGAGUUUAUCGCCGCCUUGAUGUCCCGUCUGGGUGGAAAGAACCCAGAGGAGACUGGUGGUUUUCAAGAGGCCCCUCUAGCCUACGAUGCAGUGUGGGCUCUGGCCCUUGCCCUCAAUAAGACUGUGGCACCACUGAAGGCCAAGGGCCGACGACUAGAGGAUUUCAACUACAACAACCAUGACAUCACCUCUGAGAUCUACAGGGCACUCAACACAAGCUCUUUUGAAGGUGUUUCGGGCCAAGUGGUGUUUGAUGCUCAGGGUUCCAGGAUGGCAAUGACACUUAUCGAGCAACUGCAAGGAGGCAGUUACAAGAAGAUCGGUUACUAUGACAGCUCUCAAAAGAACCUCUCCUGGUUUGGAAAUGAUGUUUGGAUAGGAGCUGGACCUCCGGCCGAUCGGACAGUGGUGAUCGAAGAGUACAGGUUCUUGUCCCAGAAGCUGUUUGCAGCUGUCUCCGUCUUCGCUGGCCUCGGCAUCCUGCUCGGCAUCGUCUGUCUGACCUUCAACAUCUACAACGGCAACGUCCGCUACAUCCAGAACUCUCAGCCAUACCUGAACAACAUGACAGCGGUGGGCUGCAUGAUGGCUCUGGCCGCAGUGUUCCCGCUAGGGAUUGACGGUCACCAUGUCCACAGAUCUCAGUUCCCCGUCGUCUGCCAGUUCCGCCUGUGGCUCCUUGGCCUCGGCUUCAGCCUGGCGUACGGCAGCAUGUUCACCAAGAUCUGGUGGGUCCAUACCCUCUUCACCAAGAAGGACGAAAAGAAGGAGAAGAAGAAGCAACACUUGGAGCCAUGGAAACUCUACGCAACAGUUGGAGUGCUGCUGGCUAUCGACUUCCUGUCACUCAUGAUCUGGCAGAUUGUGGAUCCUCUGCACAUUACAGUGGAGAAGUUCACUAAGGAGUCCCCUAAAGAAGAUUUGGAUGUCCUGAUUCAGCCCUUGCUGGAGCACUGCAGCUCAGAGAAGAUGAACACGUGGCUUGGUGUCGUUUAUGGCUACAAGGGUCUGCUGCUGCUGCUGGGAAUAUUUCUGGCUUACGAGACCAAGUCUGUCUCCACAGAAAAGAUCAAUGACCAUCGGGCCGUGGGGAUGGCUAUUUACAACGUUGCUGUGUUGUGCCUGAUCACAGCUCCAGUGACCAUGAUCCUGUCCUCGCAGCAGGACGCCUCCUUUGCCUUUGCCGCUCUAGCAAUCGUCUUCUCUGCCUACAUCACUCUGGUGGUGCUCUUCGUACCCAAGAUGCGGCGUCUCAUUACCCGCGGCGAGUGGCAGUCGGAGCAGCAGGACACUCUGAAGACCGGCUCGUCCACCAACAACAACGACGAGGAGAAAUCCAGGCAGCUGGAGAGAGAGAACAGGGAGUUGCAGAAGAUCAUCCAGGAGAAAGAAGAGAGAGUAUCGGCACUCCGCAACCAGCUGGCUGAGCGACAGGCUCUACGCAACCGCCGCCGACCCUCCUCAGGCCAGAAUCAGAACCACAACGCACCGCCGCCCUCCUCCCAGCCAGAUCCCAAGUCUCUGCUUCCCCCUCCCGGCUACCCCAACCCCACCACGGACAAUCACUCCCUCCCGCCUUCCUUCUCCAACUCCUCCAACCUCUACCCGGCUGACAGCAAGAUGAGCCGCAACCACUGUCACAACAGCCAGAUCCCACUGCUGUAUAAAUAGGCGAGGCACUGGGGGGGAGGGGGAGGGGUGGGACAGUCGCACAGUGCACACACACACACAGGGGACACAAAACACGAGACACUGUGGCUUUCACUUGUUUCGGCGAUGAGCACAGCGCUGUAGUGACACUGUUUUAAAAAUACGGUGUGGAAGCACAAAUAAGUACACAGGAGUGCUUUACACUCGGCAGCUUCGGGGAGAGUCACGCAGGUAACACCCGUCCUCACAGUUUUGAUCUCACUGUGUUCAACUCCAGCAGCGAGGCACUUGUGACUGGUCAGACUAGCAGCACUCGAGGUCUUUCGUCAGAGGCCAUGUGAACAGAUAGAUCUCUCAAUCAUUCCUCUCCCUUAUUCGUUAUCUCGUUCUGUUGUGGAGACACAGCGUCAAGGAUCUGAAAAGGAAACGUUUUGUGUUUGUGUCUUUGCUAUAUCGUCUCCACCGUUUGUCUGUCGAGUUUGUUGACUAGGCAAGCACAUACAGUAGUGAUUUAUAUUGUUCUGUAGUAUCUGAUCUGUUUUGUCAUGGAGUUGUUGUUAAAUUAAUCGUUUACUUUUCAGGAGAGUUGUGAAAAACUGAAAUUCACAAAGGGACAAAGCAAUGUACAGUUUUUUCCCCAAUGUUUCCUCUGAAGAGCUCGACUGGGAGGAGCACUGGUGUCACUGACAAGUGAUAAUGUGCAUUAUUAAAUAGCCAUAAUUUAGAUGGGGCCCAGGAGCUUGGCAUGUUGUCAGGACUGUGUAUUCAAGUACAAAACUGCAUCUUACAAAUCCAGUCCUUUGCUGAAUAUUAGACCCAUUUUAAAGGAGGAUCCAAGCUUGCUCAUGUAUAGGGACAAUUUUGAUAGUUUUGCCAUUUGAAAUAAUGUUUUACACUGUAUUUUUUUGAGAUUUGUGUUGUAUCUACUUCACAGUAUAGUACAGUAGUAGCCAUCAAAUAAACCCCUCAUCCUGCAUCUAAUGUAUUUUGCAGACAUGGCGGCUACCGCUGCAGCCACAGUCACUGCAGCUGCACAUUUUGUAGGUAGAAACGGUUCGAGAUGUUAACUUCCAACUUGCCAUAGGAAUAGUUUCUACUUUCCGCCUCCUGAAAAUGAAAGCCAAUUUAUAUUUCUACAGCAGCAGUGCGGUGAGAUGUGGGGCUUCUGCGAUGGCUAUUUCUGUAGAUAUUCAGAGAAAGCACAGUUUUUAUACAUGUGAAUCUGUUAUACGUCCAUCUGGUGAGCCUUUUUUAUUUUAAAGGAUUUUUUUUUCAUGUUUUCCCAUUACAGACAAUCUGGAUGGAUGCUAAUUUAUUUAUUUUGUACUUUACUUUCCCAUUUUGCCUUUCGGUGAACUGUAAAUGUAUCAAAGAAGAAUAUACGUCAAGUAAUGUGACAAACCGUAUUUAGUCAGCAGUUAAUCUGGAUGUACUAUUUCAUUCAUGAGCUAUUUCCAGAUUUUAUAAAGCAAUGAUACCUGAUGAGCGUUAUAAGCAGGUAAAACUCAAAUAUUUUUAAAGAUAUAAAUGUCAGCGUGCACUUUAAACUGAACAAACUAUGGUUACUCCACUUUAUGUUGCUGUUAUUCUAAUACAUCUUAGCUCAGGGUAUGGAGGAGGACACAUAUGAAUGAAAUAGGCCAUAUUUAUUAACUGUGCAGCACCUGGAUCAGAUAGUGUAACAUAUGAAUGCAGAAAUAAUUUAGGAAAUGUUCUAUUAUCUUGCACAUAUAUGACAAUAUACAUGGAUUUGGGGAUAUUUGUAUUCACUAUAUCUAAGAUCUUAAAUGUUAAUAUAUUUCAGAGUAUGUGUAUGCAAAUAUAUGGGUACCAUAAAUAAAAUAAUUGUUUUUUCA
Epinephelus lanceolatus (giant grouper) is the source of this 5730-nucleotide messenger RNA. RefSeq names its product gamma-aminobutyric acid (GABA) B receptor, 1a (gene gabbr1a). Gene Ontology annotation, cellular component: G protein-coupled receptor heterodimeric complex; membrane. Gene Ontology annotation, biological process: gamma-aminobutyric acid signaling pathway; G protein-coupled receptor signaling pathway. NCBI's taxonomy places the organism in Eukaryota, Metazoa, Chordata, Actinopteri, Perciformes, Serranidae. Gene Ontology annotation, molecular function: G protein-coupled GABA receptor activity. The record is from RefSeq and is a predicted model, not a curated record.